AUGGCGACUUAUGAGCCCAAGAACAUUCUCAUCACCGGUGCUGCUGGUUUUAUUGCAUCGCAUGUCGCCAACCGCCUGGUGAGGAACUACUUGCACUACAAGAUUGUUGUUCUCGACAAGCUUGACUACUGCUCCAGCCUAAAGAAUCUCAACCCCUCGCGGGCUUCACCAAAUUUGAAGUUUGUCAAGGGUGACAUUGCAAGUGCUGAUCUGGUGAACCACCUUCUGGUCACAGAGUCAAUUGACACCAUCAUGCACUUUGCUGCUCAGACUCAUGUUGAUAAUUCUUUUGGCAAUUCAUUUGAGUUCACAAAAAACAAUAUAUAUGGUACACACAUCAGGAGGUUUAUUCAUGUCAGUACCGACGAGGUCUAUGGAGAAACUGAUGAAGAUGCUGUGGUUGGUAACCAUGAGGCCUCACAGUUGCUUCCAACAAAUCCAUAUUCAGCUACAAAAGCUGGGGCUGAAAUGCUUGUGAUGGCAUACGGAAGGUCUUAUGGUCUUCCUGUGAUUACCACUCGGGGCAACAAUGUGUAUGGGCCAAAUCAGUUCCCUGAGAAACUCAUCCCCAAAUUCAUUCUUUUGGCCAUGAGAGGUCUGCCUUUUCCAAUUCAUGGAGAUGGUUCCAAUGUCAGGAGCUACUUGUACUGUGAGGAUGUGGCUGAAGCUUUUGAGGUUGUUCUUCACAAAGGGGAGGUUGGACAUGUGUAUAAUAUUGGUACUGUGAAGGAGAGGAGGGUGAUUGAUGUGGCCAAAGACAUUUGCAGGCUCUUUGGCUUGGAUACUGAGAAAGUAAUCAGGUUUGUUGAGAACAGACCCUUCAAUGACCAGAGGUACUUCCUGGAUGAUCAGAAGCUGAAGAGACUGGGAUGGGCAGAGUGCACACCAUGGGAAGAGGGCUUGAAGAAGACAAUUGAGUGGUACACCACCAAUCCUGAUUACUGGGGAGAUGUUACUGGUGCUUUGCUCCCUCACCCAAGGAUGUUGAUGACUCCUGGAGUUGAAAGGCAUAACUGGACUGAGGAAAUCAAAUCUCUGACUUCUUCACCAGCUGAAGCUAGCACAACAGCUCCUGCAACUAGUACCAAAAGGACCACUGAAAAGCCUUUGUACAAGUUCUUAAUCUAUGGCAGGACUGGAUGGAUUGGUGGCCUCCUUGGGAAGAUUUGUGACAAGCAAGGGAUUCCAUAUGAGUAUGGGAAAGGACGCUUGGAGGAGCGCUCUCAGCUGUUGGAGGACAUUAGAAAUGUGAAGCCAACUCAUGUCUUCAAUGCUGCUGGAGUCACUGGGAGACCGAAUGUUGACUGGUGCGAGACCCAUAAACAGCACACCAUCCGCACCAAUGUUGUAGGCACAUUGAAUCUUGCCGAUGUCUGUCAUGAGCAGGGUUUGCUCAUGAUUAAUUAUGCCACAGGCUGUAUAUUUGAGUAUGAUUGUAAGCACCCUGAAGGAUCUGGUAUUGGCUUUAAAGAGGAAGACAUGCCUAAUUUUACGGGUUCCUUUUAUUCUAAAACGAAAGCAAUGGUGGAAGAGCUGUUGAAGGAGUAUGAUAAUGUCUGUACUCUUAGGGUCAGGAUGCCUAUAUCAUCAGAUCUAAGCAACCCUCGUAACUUCAUCACAAAGAUAGCUCGUUACGACAAGGUGGUGAACAUUCCCAACAGCGUGACAAUUUUGGAUGAGCUUCUGCCUAUCUCCAUUGACAUGGCAAAACGGGACUGCAGGGGCAUAUGGAACUUCACCAACCCUGGCGUUGUCGGCCACAAUGAGAUUCUAGAGAUGUACAAGAAAUACAUCAGUGCUGAUUUCAAGUGGAUCAACUUCACACUCGAAGAGCAGGCCAAGGUCAUAGUCGCACCUAGAAGCAACAACGAGAUGGACGCAUUGAAACUGAAGGCCGAGUUUCCUCAGCUGCUGUCCAUCAAGGAUUCUUUGAUCAAGUAUGUCUUUGAGCCUAACAGGAAGAAGUUUGUUUAUGGUGUUUCCGCGAGCCGUUCGAUCUGGCGAACUUGCGAUGGUGGCCGUUCGAUUGCGGAUCGGUUUGGUCUCUACCCGUUUCGCUGUAAACCCGAAACCUCGGGAACCUUCUUGGGCUCAUCCGUCGAGCGGCUGUUCGUCCAAUUCCCCAACCUCGACCCAAACCCUAGCGCGCAUCCGGCUCGGUGGGCGGCAGCUCCUGUUCGAGGCACGGCGGCGGCAGCGGGCGACGAGGCGAGGCGCAGCGGCGGCGGGCGGUGGGCGGGUGACUGCGCGUGCGCGAGGCACUGGCGGCGACAGCCGGCCGGCUCGGGCUUGGGGCCGCGACGCGAGCGGCUGCUGCGGUGCGCCGGGCCGGGGCUGCCGGCUGCGGCCUGUUGGCGCGACGAGACCUACGAGGGCAUCGAGGCCCCGCACUGGGCCGACCUCACCGACCCCAACGCCGGCCGCGCCGACGUCGACGACAAGGCCUGGGACGGCAGUAGCAAUCUCAAGUGGCAGGGCGGCGGCGCCGUUGCCUCCUCCACGCCGCCGAAGCCAAAGGCAGCGCCCAAUAAGAGGUUCCAGGAGGACAGCGAGAACCAGGACCCUGCGCUGGCCACGCCGCCCCCACGACAGGCGCCAACUAGUAGGCCGCCGUUCGGUGCCCCUCGGUGGAACAAGAAUGCCAAGGAGGCCAUCAAGUCCAGUGCGGAGAAGCGGCCGGACAAUUCUGAGAAGGAGGCGCUGCUCAACAAGUACGCCCCGCCGAGGCAGCUCAAGAGCACCCUCUCAGCCAGGAAUCUCUUCUUUGGAAAGGAUAUACUUGGCCAGAUUUCGGAGUUCUACGAUGAGCUGAAGCGGAUGGUUGGAGGCGGCUGGCCUGUCACAGACACACAGGAGGAAUACAGCUCAAACCCAAUGAAUCCGAGCGAUUUGAUGGAGAAGGUAUCUCCUGAUGCCAGCGUCAGCAAUCCAGUUCCCGCAGAUACCGUGAAGGAGGUGGCGAGACAAGAAACAGUGAAAAAGAGUCCAAGCCCAAUGAAGGGAAAGAAAGUGGGGCUGAAGGUGGAAGCAGGGAAGCAAAGGUCUCCCUCUGUGCUGAAGGAAGUGAAGGCAACACCGCUCACUCCGCAACGGUUUCCAUCCCCAUCGCCAAACCGCAUUAAGAAUGUUAAACCUGGAGGGGUGGCCACAGCAGGAUCGCCACUCAAGAAGCCACUCAAGGUGAAUCCAGCAUGGCUAUAG
This is a messenger RNA of Miscanthus lutarioriparius, 3201 nucleotides long. The record is from the annotation of a GenBank genome assembly. NCBI's taxonomy places the organism in Eukaryota, Viridiplantae, Streptophyta, Magnoliopsida, Poales, Poaceae.